Messenger RNA from Closterium sp. NIES-67, 1279 nucleotides. The record is from the annotation of a GenBank genome assembly. Lineage: Eukaryota; Viridiplantae; Streptophyta; Zygnematophyceae; Desmidiales; Closteriaceae.
GAGUGAGAACCUAGCGGCGGUUAGCAUGUUAGCCGGGUAGGGUUUUCCGCAGAGCUUGGUUAUUGCUUGGCAACAACUUGAAGGUGGUAGGAGUCCGUUGCGAUAAGUGAUGACGAUGUGUUCAGAAAGGGGUACGCCGAUGACACGACCUAGUCCGGUUUACGUCGGUAGUACUUAGCAAGCUCGGUUCCUGCAGUUGGGUCAGACGCGGAGGGUGCGGUGCGGGCGAUAGAAGCAAGGAGGUCGUUGGUGAGAGAGCCCAUUUCCCGCGAAAUCAAGGUGCGACGGACUUAGCGGUAUUUGUUCCUGCAGGUGUUGACUGGACCUCUUAGGGACCUCUUAUCUGUCGACCGUAAGACGCGGGUAGCAGCGGCAUCUCCCAGUGGCGCUUGCAGAUCCUUGCUGGGCAGCACGAGAAGAAAACGCCGACAUGGGGCUCAUCGUGGGCGCUGCUUUGCUGUGCUCUCGCCGGCAGGAGUCUCCGCCACCACGUCCUCUCGUUCUCCGUACACCGCCUCGUGGUGUGUCAGAGGCUCUGGUCUACCCUUAACCCUACAACGUUCCCAAGGGCACCAUCCUCUUUGUCCCUAGGAGUUUCGCUGGGAGCGGUUUUUCUCCCGUCCGGCCUUCCUGCCCACGCCUCCCCGACGUGCAUCCCCAACGGGCUGGAGCUGCUGCUGCACACCAAAGCUGGGCUCUGGUGCACGCUGAAGCCCAGGGGCGCUGCUGCUGGGGCUGGAGCUGCUGCUGCAACGGCGACAGUGACGGCAUGAUUGUGGAUGCUGAUGUUCUCUGACAGAUUCAGUUCAUUUUCAUUCAGGUGGCGUCUGACUUCGCCUUGCUGCCCUUGGGUGGCGGGCUGCGCAAGUGUGUGGGCGACUAGUUGGUGCUGAUGGAGUCCACAGUAGCGCUCGCCAUGCUCAGAUUUAACAUCUGCCUGGAGGACACAGAGGUGGUUAUGGGCACCACCAUGCACACCAAGGCGGGGCUCUGGUGCACGCUGAAGCCUAGGGACACUGCUGCUGGGGCUGGGGCUGCUGCUGCAGCAGUGACAGCGACCGCAUGAUUGUGAAUGCUCAACGUGCGCCUGGACGGUCCGCAUAAGGAGACAGAGAUGGCGAUGGGCGCCACCAUGCACCCCAAGGCUGGGCUCUCGUGCAGGCUGAAGACAAGGGGGGGUGCUGCCGCGGCAGCUGCAACAGCAAUUGCAUGAUUGUGUCAACUUAUACAUAUUAUCUAUGUAGAAGUUAUAGGCUAGACUGAGGUAUGCUUCUAGUGA